ACAAAAGUCUAGAGGUGUUCAUAUGUGCAAGACACAUAUUCAAGAAGAGUGUUUCAAUAGCAUUUGUCCAUGCGAUCCUCAGUUAACAAUUAAAUCCAAAAAUAUAUAUAACAUUAUGGUUGCAUUAUAAUUCAGUAAAUCGUGCAGAACUGGCGCGGUGGGGCGGCUGUGUCGGAGACUGUGUCUCUCUUUAGGACCAAGCGGUUUGUUCUACUUUGGCAAAGAACCAAGUAGCACAAGUGCCGGCUGGCCAAUGGGACUGCAGGGGCGGUCCGAGCGCUCUGACCAGUCAAACGAAGUCACUUUCCUUAUAAGGCAGCCGGUCUCCAUGGUAACGUGUGCUAAGUUGCAGCAGUCGUGUCAAAGUUCACUAUAUAGAGAGCGCAGUGAGCUGAUCACAGGGAAAGCAUUCUGCCAGCCCGGCUGCUGCAAAUCGCGUUCACUUCCCAGCCUCCCCCUUUUUAACAUAUUUGAUCACUUCGAUUCUCUGUUCUUUUUGUAUUAUUAUUUUUUACGCGCAUGAAGGAGGUUGUGUAGGUUGUGAUCUUAAAAAAAAAAAAAAAGCAGCUUUAGUACCACUGCUUGCGAGUUGACUAGGUAUUUCUAUCCAGCACUGUAGCUGCUGCUGCUGUGCAGAUAGCACAACUACAACCAGAAGAGAAGGAACAAGCAUCAAGAUUGUUUUUGUUUUCUUUUUAAUUCAGUUCAUGGUUUUUCCCAGGACUUACACUGUAACGGGGGGUCGUUCGCUGCUGGUACCUUAAGAGCCGAGCCGAGUCUUCUUUUUUUUCCCCCCAUAAUCUUUAACCUCUCCAUCCCAACCAUUUUAUUCUCUUUUUUCUCUCUUUUUUUUUUUUUUUUUUUUGUUGAUGGGUUUCCUGAAUGGCUGACGGUAAGCUGCACUGGACUUGGCCUCAAGACUCUUGUCUCUUCUUCAGCUCGUCUCCGAAUCCGGUCUAACAGACAGACAGAAAGAAAGAAAAAAAGAAGAGAAAGACUUGAUUCGAUUGCCUCACAAGUUUCUCCAGACAAUCCUCUGUGCAGAUUUCUUUAUUUUUGUUUUUUUGCUCCUGUAUUCUCGCUUGAUAACGGCCACGAACAAGCUGCUCUCUUUAAAAAUAGAAAUCAAAGCAUCUGAAGCUCACCCUCCAAAAAAAAAAGGACAAAAAAGCGACAAAAAAAAGUUUAUUGACGACGUCUGAUAGAUAUGGCAAUGGUAGUGUGGCGCGGCUCCCAGGACGAAGUAUCCGAAACGCAGGGGACCCUGACUUCCCAGGUCCCGCAAGUAGGACCACUGGUGCUGUCGACCUCUCAGGUUACACAACCAACACCGCAAACCCCCGUGCAAGGGGGGGCUCCGACCACCACAGCCCAGUCUACUCCGUCAAACCAGACGAACCAGCAAAGCCAAACGGUGGAAAAACAACAGCCACCGCACAUCGAGUGCGUGGUUUGCGGGGACAAGUCGAGCGGCAAACACUACGGCCAGUUCACCUGCGAGGGCUGCAAAAGCUUUUUUAAAAGGAGUGUACGGAGAAACCUGAGCUACACAUGCCGUGCCAACAGGAACUGUCCCAUUGAUCAACACCACCGCAACCAGUGCCAGUACUGCCGCCUCAAAAAGUGCCUCAAAGUCGGCAUGAGACGGGAAGUUUCUCAUUUUACUGCAGCAGUACAAAGGGGACGGAUGCCACCCACGCAGCCACACCAUGGCCAGUUCUCCUUGACAAAUGGGGACCCCCUGAACUGCCAUUCCUACUUAUCCGGAUAUAUCUCCCUUCUUCUGAGAGCGGAGCCCUACCCAACCUCCCGAUAUGGCAGCCAAUGCAUGCAGCCGAACAAUAUCAUGGGCAUCGAGAACAUUUGUGAACUGGCAGCCAGGAUGCUGUUCAGCGCGGUGGAGUGGGCGAGGAAUAUCCCUUUCUUUCCAGACCUUCAGAUCACUGACCAGGUGGCCCUCUUAAGGCUCACCUGGAGCGAGUUGUUUGUGCUCAACGCUGCCCAGUGUUCCAUGCCGCUCCACGUGGCUCCUCUGCUGGCGGCGGCGGGCCUCCACGCCUCGCCCAUGUCAGCAGACAGAGUGGUCGCCUUCAUGGACCACAUCAGAAUCUUCCAAGAACAAGUGGAGAAGCUCAAGGCUUUGCAUGUUGAUUCUGCAGAAUACAGUUGCUUAAAGGCUAUAGUGCUUUUCACCUCAGAUGCUUGUGGUCUUUCUGAUGUGGCCCAUGUGGAAAGUUUGCAAGAAAAGUCCCAGUGUGCAUUGGAAGAGUAUGUUAGGAGCCAGUACCCCAACCAGCCGACUCGCUUUGGAAAGCUUUUGCUUCGCCUGCCUUCUCUCCGCACUGUUUCUUCUUCUGUAAUAGAGCAAUUGUUUUUCGUCCGUCUGGUAGGUAAAACCCCGAUAGAAACCCUCAUCAGAGAUAUGCUGCUGUCUGGCAGCAGCUUUAACUGGCCUUACAUGUCAAUCCAGUAGACAGAGAAGGAAAACCCCUUUCUCUUUAGAGGGGAGCAAAAUGCUGUUACAAGUUUACUAAAGAAGAGGGGGCUUUUUUUUUUUUUUAAAGAACUGUGAAUUUAAAAAAAGACUUUCAAUGAACUUUCUAAAUGCAUUUAAGAACUCGUGUGUCGUUCUGAACAACUUGCUACUUAUCAUUUUUUGUAAAAAAGACAUUUUCAGUUUUUUUUUGUAAACUUGAGAAAAGUCGAUAAAAAGUGCAUUUAAAAAGGAAAAUUUGGAGAAAAUUAGGAGAAAAGAAAAAAAAGUAAGUUUUCUUUUCCAAAUUAUGAUGAAUUGUCCUGUGUCUGUGUAUCUAUAGCUGUUUUUGUAUAUACCUUUUUUCUUUCUUUCCUGGUUCUAAACCGGCUUAUUACGUGGUUCUGUAGUAUACGGUUUGUUUGUUUUUUUAAAUUAUAUAACCAUGGCUUUUAUCAAGCAUAAACAAAAACAACUGUGUAUCGUGUAAAGUAUGUGUUCUACAAGAAUUAAAACUGAAUCCACUGCAAUGUUUAGGAUAGGGUGGGGGUGGGAUUGUAUACAAUACUUAACGCUGGAAACGCACUUAAUGUACAAUGAAGACCCUGAAUCUACAAGGGAGGGGGCGGCGGUCUGUGGCGAAAAAGCUGACCACUGUUCAGUGACCCAACAACAAAACUAGCAAUACCCCGAGGACAUGGAGUUUGGGGAUGUGCUGAUACGACAUUUCUGUAGAGCCAGGUGUGCAGGACACAGUACACUUCAAAAAUGAAAGACAAAACGCAUUUCCUUCACCUUGCGUCUCACAAUGGAAAACGUAAACCUGUAUAUUUGCAACGCGUUUGUAGUAUAACUAUUGUCUAUAUUUUGCCCUUUUUUGUUGUUGAAAUUUUACAUUGAAUUCAGCAUGAAAAAAAAAAAAAAACACUGUUGGCACUUAUAGUUAACACGUGGAGAAUUCCUAGGAUUAAAUAAUUUUGUGUUUAUGAGCGAUAAAGCUUUAAAAAAAUAAAAAUAAAAAAAUAAACGUAAUUCAUAUUGUGUCCUGUAAAAGUUUUAAUAAUUGAAAUGUUUGGUUAAGUCAUUGUGUGUAAAAUUCCAGUAGAAAAAAAAGAAAGUUUGUGGGAAUUAAAAUAUUAAUUGAUAUAUGAAACUUGUUUGGCUUUACAAGUGUACUUUAAUCAGGUCUCUCAAAUUCCAGUAUGCCCGUGGGUCUUUCAUGUCACACGAACAUAUGUAUUUAUUUACUGCUUUAAAAAAAGAAAGGUAAAGACUUUCUACAUUUUAAUAACAAUAAUAAAUACCAUUCUAAUUCUAAUAAUAUUAAAAUCCGUCAGUAUUAAUAUUAUAG
Polyodon spathula (Mississippi paddlefish) is the source of this 3824-nucleotide messenger RNA. RefSeq names its product COUP transcription factor 2-like. Lineage: Eukaryota; Metazoa; Chordata; Actinopteri; Acipenseriformes; Polyodontidae. The transcript is spliced from 3 exons. Gene Ontology annotation, biological process: negative regulation of transcription by RNA polymerase II; anatomical structure development; cell differentiation. The record is from RefSeq and is a predicted model, not a curated record. The coding region runs from base 1208 to 2473 and encodes 421 amino acids. Gene Ontology annotation, molecular function: RNA polymerase II cis-regulatory region sequence-specific DNA binding; retinoic acid binding; zinc ion binding.